Messenger RNA from Andrographis paniculata, 342 nucleotides. Its product is annotated as ADP-ribosylation factor 1-like. Gene Ontology annotation, biological process: intracellular protein transport; vesicle-mediated transport. The record is from RefSeq and is a predicted model, not a curated record. The transcript is spliced from 6 exons. Gene Ontology annotation, molecular function: GTP binding; GTPase activity. Gene Ontology annotation, cellular component: cytoplasm; Golgi apparatus. NCBI's taxonomy places the organism in Eukaryota, Viridiplantae, Streptophyta, Magnoliopsida, Lamiales, Acanthaceae. Bases 1 to 237 code for a protein of 78 amino acids.
AUGGGAAUUGUUUUCACGAGGCUGUUUUCUUCACUCUUCGGGAACAAGGAAGGUCGGAUUCUUGUGUUGGGCCUCGACAAUGCCGGAAAGACCACCAUUCUUUAUCGACUUCAGAUGGGCGAAGUAAUGUCUACUAUUCCAACUAUUGGGUUCAAUGUGGAAACAGUGCAAUAUAACAACAUAAAGUUCCAAGUUUGGGAUUUAGGUGGGCAGACCAGUAUCAGGAGGAAGAGCUAAAAGGCGCCGUUGUCCUCUUGUUUGCUAACAAGCAGGAUCUUCCUGGAGCAAUGGAUGAUGCUUCGAUAACUGAGGCCUUAGAGUUUCACAAAAUUAAGAAUCGGU